AAACCGUGGUGCCUGGGCUUUCGAUUUUCAGAACAGGACGGUUUUCUCCCCUCGAUCCGGCGCCGCGCCGGCGAUCCCUCUCUCUCCCUCCCUCCUCUAUGGAGACGGCGCCGGCGAUCCCUCGGUGGAAUGUUGAUCGCCCAUUCCUCACCGGCCGAUUCCAUUCGGAAAUCAAGGUGCCUUCUCAGCCGUCUGGAGCUAAACCCUACCCCGUGGAGACCUUCUGUCGUGGUUCGGAAAAUGUGAUUGGAUCUUAUCCGGUUUCAGUUCAGGAGUUGUUGGUCAUUGAUGAUUUGCUGUAUGCUCUGAUGGGUGUUGAGGGGCGGUACAUAUCGAUAAAGAGAGUGCGGGGGAAGGAAGGCCGUGUGGUUUUUCAGAUUGAUCCAUCAAUGGAUUUGGCGCUGCAGGAAUUGACACAGCGGAUAUUUCCUCUCUGCGAGAACUAUCUCCUGAUCAGCCAGUUUGUGGAGGCAAAAUCACAGUUCAAGAGUGGCCUUGUUAACCAUGCAUUUGCUGCUGCGCUGAGGGCCCUUCUUUUGGAUUACCAGGCCAUGGUGGCGCAGCUGGAGCAUCAGUUCCGCAUAGGAAGACUUUCUGUUCAAGGAUUGUGGUUUUAUUGUCAGCCAAUGAUGGGCUCACUGCAUGCUUUGGGCAUUGUGGUUGAGAAAGUUUCCUCAGAUAAUUUGUUUGGUUCCGCCACUCUCAACCUCUUGCAGAGUCAGGCUAAGGCUAUGGCAGGUGAUAAUGCAGUUCGAUCAUUGCUAGAGAAGAUGACACAAUGUGCCAGCUCUGCAUAUCUGUGCAUAUUGGAGAGGUGGGUUUAUGAAGGGGUUAUUGAUGAUCCUUAUGGUGAGUUUUUCAUUGCAGAAAACAAGGCACUGCAGAAGGAAAGCCUUACACAGGAUUAUGACGCCAAGUAUUGGCAACAGCGUUAUAGCCUCAAAGAUGGCAUCCCUAGCUUCCUUACAAGUGUUUCUGGGACAAUUUUAACAACUGGAAAGUACUUGAAUGUAAUGAGAGAAUGUGGGCACAAUGUUCAGGUCCCAGUAUCAGAAAAUUCAAAACUGAUGACCUUUGGAUCAAAUCAUCAGUAUUUUGAAUGUAUCAAAACUGCUUAUGAUUUUGCAAGUUGUGAACUUUUGAAUCUUAUGAAAGACAAGUAUGAUCUGAUUGGGAAACUUCGAGCAAUGAAGCGAUAUUUACUUCUUGACCAGGGUGAUUUUUUGGUCCAUUUCAUGGAUAUUGCUCGAGAUGAACUUGCUAAAAGACCUGAUGAAAUUUCUGUUGAGAAGUUGCAGUCGCUUCUUGACCUUGCUUUGCGCACCACUGCUGCAGCAGCAGAUCCAUGCCAUGAGGAAUUAGCAUGCUGUGUGGAAAGAACAUCAUUGCUCAAGAGGUUGUCCAUUCUUAAAGAUCUGGAUUCCCCUUACCCUUCGAAUUUGGGUAAAACUGUUGGUGAUGGUGAUGACCUGACCGAGCCUGUGAGCAUUACUGGCUUGGAGACGUUCUCCCUCAGUUAUAAGGUUCAGUGGCCAUUAUCACUUGUUAUUUCAAGAAAAGCUUUAACAAAAUACCAGUUGAUUUUCCGGUUCCUUUUUCACUGUAAGCAUGUCAACCGGCAGCUAUGUAUGGCAUGGCAAGUACAUCAAGGAUUCCGUUGCCUUAACACACUUGGAACAGCCAUAUCACGAUCUUCGUUACUUUGCCGCAGCAUGCUGAAGUUCAUAAUCAGUCUUUUGCAUUAUUUGACUUUUGAGGUUCUUGAACCAAACUGGCAUUUAAUGCAUGAUCGUCUUCGAAAUGUGAAGAGCAUAGAUGAGGUUAUCCAAUUUCACGAUUUCUUCCUCCAAAAAUGUUUGAAAGAAUGCCUGCUCCUUUGGCCUCAGCUUCUCAAGAAGCUGGAGAAACUCAAAGCGAUAUGCCUUAGGUAUGCAUCCUCCAUUCAGCUAUUGAUACCAUCAGUCUAUAACUCUGAGCCGGACGAUGCAGCUGUAGCUUCAUCGAGAAUGUCAAAGUCCAGAUUGAGAAGAUCAAGGAUCAAUAGUCCGACAUUAAAAUCAGCGGCAGAGAACAGUACUAUAUCAGAUUCCAUCAUGAAUUUCGAGAAGGAAUUCAAUGCGGAGCUUCACAGUCUGGUACCUCUUUUGAGCAACAAUUCACAAACAGAGCCAUACUUAACACGGCUCGCACAAUGCAUCCUCGGAGUGGGGACGGAUCAAUGAGUUCUUGUGUUUUUGCCUUAGUUUAUAAAUCACAUCAAUGUCAAACAGAGUGCUUCCAUUUUUAAUCUUUGGUUUACUUUAAUGUCAAUUUGAAUAUCUCCCGGAUGCCUUGUUUCUAUUUGUUUGACUUUUUUUUGGCCA
This is a messenger RNA of Dioscorea cayenensis subsp. rotundata (Guinea yam), 2363 nucleotides long. RefSeq names its product gamma-tubulin complex component 2-like. Bases 99 to 2222 code for a protein of 707 amino acids. Gene Ontology annotation, biological process: cytoplasmic microtubule organization; meiotic cell cycle; mitotic cell cycle. The record is from RefSeq and is a predicted model, not a curated record. Gene Ontology annotation, cellular component: spindle pole; equatorial microtubule organizing center; gamma-tubulin small complex. Lineage: Eukaryota; Viridiplantae; Streptophyta; Magnoliopsida; Dioscoreales; Dioscoreaceae. Gene Ontology annotation, molecular function: gamma-tubulin binding; microtubule minus-end binding. The transcript is spliced from 21 exons.